Racocetra persica is the source of this 289-nucleotide messenger RNA. NCBI's taxonomy places the organism in Eukaryota, Fungi, Glomeromycota, Glomeromycetes, Diversisporales, Gigasporaceae. The record is from the annotation of a GenBank genome assembly.
AACUUGCAUUAUCUACAAGAUUUAGUCCAACAUAAUCACUUGCCUGAUGCAACCCGUCCAGAAGUCGUAAAAGCUAUAACUGAACUUAAAAAACGUGCAUCUGAAACCAGAGAAAAGCCCGUACAACUUAUUCAAAAUUAUAGUAUCUCUGAUGAUAUUCAACCAUUUAUGCCGUCACUUAAUGCUCUUCGUCAAAUAGUUUCUCGUUCUAAAAAAAUAGAGAAAAUACCACAAACACAAAAUGUUCUAGAAAUUAAUAUCCCACCUUCAUUGCAUGUUACUUUAAAUG